AUGGAGCUUCUUCUGGUGUGUUUCUGUCUCCUGACUGGCUCUGAAGUAACGUUUGGUGCUGAAAACGGGACAACCGACAUAGUGGGAGAAGGAAGUGACGUCACUUUACCCUGUUCACUCAGCAGAAGGCAGAGCAUUACACGAGAGAAGUUUGUGUGGAGGAAAGAUGGUGGUCAGGUGUUCCUGUAUGAUGCUGGAGAUCAUUCUUAUCGCACUAAUACAGGUCAAAGUCAGCAGUUCAAAGGACGAGUCAGACAUUUUCCAGAUAAACUGAAGUCAGGCGACGCUUCCAUAAUCAUCAGAGAUACGAAGGUGGAUGACAGUGGAGAAUACACCUGUGAAUUUCCAGAUCUUCAGCCAAGACAAAUAUUCUACGCGAAGCUUAUUGUUUAUGUUGAAGCAAAGCCGUCUGUCGAGAUACUUAAUCAAACAACAGAUGGGAUUGAACUGUUGUGUGAAGUUCAAGGAGCUUUUCCAAAACCUGAAUUACACUGGCAGGACGGAGCUGGAAACAAACUUCCUGCUAAAGAAAUGCUGAUGUCAGACGCAGGAAGACUCUUCUACAUCUACCUCCGAACUACUGUGACCAAGGCCGACUACUAUCGCUGUGUUGCUACAUAUGGGGAAAUCAACCAUCAGUCUCAUGCUGAGACAUACGUGCGUUUCCCUGGGCUCACAGAUGGACAGAUAGCUGGUAUAGUUAUCGCUGCUGUUGCUGUUGGUAUUGUUCUCGUUGUGUUCAAACAGUGGGCUUUUAGGAAAAGACCACCAGCCCCGACCGCUGCGGUCCCUCUGUGAUGAUGAAACAGCCGGACUGCUAACUGAGAAAACAGACGGAGGAGAUGUUGAUGAAACCAGUUUACCAUUCAUGCCUUUAAAUGGAAACCAGCCAACAGCUGCAGUCUCUCCAGUCUGACAACGUGCCUUACUGCAGCAAGACCAGAAAACUAAAUGCCCAAAAACCAGAGAACAGAACAGUCUCAGCUGCCUGAACCUUAAACUGGAGUUCUUCAUAACUACAGUCUCACACAUUUUACGUAUUUCUUCUUUAACUUUUUCAAGUUAUCUGCAGGGACUUCAUGAAUCAGAGUUUGGAGCUGUAUAAA
Scomber japonicus (chub mackerel) is the source of this 1106-nucleotide messenger RNA. Its product is annotated as butyrophilin-like protein 1. NCBI's taxonomy places the organism in Eukaryota, Metazoa, Chordata, Actinopteri, Scombriformes, Scombridae. Bases 1 to 798 code for a protein of 265 amino acids. The record is from RefSeq and is a predicted model, not a curated record. The transcript has 6 exons.